AGCGACGGAAGCGGCGGGGGAGCCAGGACUCGCGCCUGCGCAGUGGGGAUGCGUCUCUGAGUUUCCCGGACCGCGGGGGUGCUUGGGGGCCGCGGUGGGGAGGAGUCUGCUCAGCCACCUUUCCCAAAACCACGUGAGCCCACACGUGUCGCGUUGCGAGUCACCUUUUGGUCCUGUCAACUCAGUAGCAAAGCUUCCUAAAGGACCUUUAAAGGUUUUGUGUCCUAGCUCCCCAGCAGAUAAGCCAAAAGUGCUUAGAAACUAUCGUUGGUUCACUCAGAAAAAGAUAAGUUUUCUAUAGACUGGCUGCCAUUCAGCGUUAACCACUGGAUAGAAGGGUGGAAUGUGGAAUCCCAGAGCCCUUUAUUUUUCUCUUAGUUAUCUCCGGGUUAAGGCAUGGAUUACAAAUACCGUCCCUGUGUAAAGUCCAUGUACAUUGACUACUGAUUUAUGCAACGAUGCGAUCUUUGAUGACGACCAGUACUUGCAGGAAACGCGAAUUCCCCAGUUUUACAGGAACGUUGUACAGUUACAGUUUUUUUUUUAAACGGCAGAAACAAUAGCCUUUUCUCACUGUUAGAGUUACAGCCGAUGACCUGAGGGGAUGAGAAGGUUUUUGUUACUGUAUGCUACACAGCGAGGACAGGCAAAGGCCAUAGCAGAAGAAAUAAGUGAGCAGGCUGUGUCACACGGGUUUUCUGCAGAUCUUCACUGUAUCAGUGACUCAGAAAAGUAUGAUCUGAAAACGGAAACUGGCCCGCUGGUGAUGGUUGUAUCCACCACGGGUACAGGGGAGCCACCUGACACAGCCCGCAAGUUUGUUAAAGAAAUACACGACAAGACACUACCCACAGACUUUUUUGCGCAUCUGCGGUAUGGAUUAUUGGGUUUGGGGGACUCAGAAUACACAUACUUCUGCAAUGGAGGGAAAGUCAUUGAUAAACGACUUCAGGAGCUUGGAGCCCAGCAUUUCUACAACACUGGACAUGCCGAUGACUGUGUAGGUUUAGAGCUUGUGGUAGAGCCGUGGAUUGAUGGACUCUGGGCUGCUCUCACAGAGCACUUUAAGUCACUCAGAGGACAAGAAGACAUGAGUGACACACUCCCACGGGCAUCAGAUGCCCCCUUGAGCAUGGCCGUGAAGCCGGAGUUGUUGCACGUCCAGUCACAAGUUGAACUGCUGAGAUUAGAGGACGUGGAGAAAAGGGAUUCUGAGCUUCGGGAACAGAAUGAGACAAACAGGAGUCAAGCAGGUCGGAUCGAAGACUUUGACUCUUCGCUUGUGCACUCGCUUCCCCCACUCUCCCAGAGCUCUCUAAGUAUUCCUGCUAUGCCCCCAGAGUAUUUGGAGGUCCAUCUUCAGGAGUCUCCUGGCCAGGAGGAAAACCAAGCAUCUGUGGCGUCAGUGGAUCCAAUUUUUCAAGUUCCAAUUUCAAAAGCUGUUCAGCUGACUACAAAUGAUGCCAUAAAGACCACUCUGCUGUUGGAAUUGGACAUUUCAAAAAUAGAGUUUUCCCAUCAACCUGGAGAUGCCUUCAAUGUGAUCUGUCCAAACAGUGAUUCUGAGGUAGAAAACCUGCUUCAAAGGCUGCAGUUGGCUGAUAAACGAGAUCACCAUGUCAUCUUGAAAAUUAAGACGGACACUAAGAAAAAAGGAGCUGCCCUGCCCCAACAUGUGCCUGAGGGGAGUUCUCUCCAGUUCAUCCUCACCUGGUGUCUUGAAAUACGAGCAGUUCCUAAAAAGGCUUUUUUGCGGGCCCUUGCGGACUACACCAGCAGUGCCACUGAAAAGCGGAGGCUGCAGGAGCUGUGCAGUAAGCAGGGAGCAGCUGACUACAACCGUUUCAUCCGAGAUGCCAGUGUCUGCCUGCUAGACCUCCUACUCACCUUCCCGUCCUGCCAGCCUCCGCUCAGCCUCCUGCUGGAGCACCUUCCUAAACUCCAGCCUCGACCAUACUCAUGUGCAAGCUCCAGCUUACGCCAUCCAGACAAGCUUCACUUCGUGUUUAACAUCAUAGAGUUUCUAUCGAACACCACAGCGGCCUUACCUCGGAGGGGGGUGUGCACGGGCUGGCUAGCCACAUUGGUUGCUCCAUUUCUUCAGCCAAACACAGAUGUUUCGAAUUCAGAGAGUGGUGCUGCUCUGGCUCCUGAGAUAUCUAUCUCUCCUCGGGCAACAAAUUCUUUCCACUUACCAGAUGACCCAUCGGUCCCCGUCAUAAUGGUGGGUCCAGGAACUGGUGUAGCCCCCUUUGUUGGCUUCCUCCAGCACAGAGAAAAACUCCAAGAACAACGCCCGGAGGAAACUUUUGGAGCAAUGUGGCUGUUUUUUGGCUGCAGACAUAAGAACAGAGACUAUUUGUUCAGGGAGGAGCUCAGGCAUUUCCUCAAGACUGGGGUCUUGACUCACCUGAAGGUCUCGUUCUCCAGAGAUGCUGUACCUGAGGAGGAGGAGGAGGAGGCCCCCGCAAAGUAUGUGCAAGACAACCUCCAGCGUCACAGCCAGCAGGUGGCCAGGAUCCUCCUUCAGGAGAAUGGCUACAUUUACGUGUGUGGAGACGCCAAGAACAUGGCUAAGGAUGUAAAUGACACCCUUGUAGAAAUCAUAAGCAAAGAAGCUGGAGUUGACAAACUAGAAGCGAUGAAGACGCUGGCAACGUUAAAGCAGGAGAAGCGGUAUCUGCAGGAUAUCUGGUCGUGAGACUGGAAGGGAGACACUUGGGUUGGUUUUGGUCGGUUGGUUGGUUUUUCUUGGAGUGCCAAAGGACAACUCUACAGAAGAUGAGUUUAAAAGCUUUUGGACAUGUCUUGGAGGAGGCUGUGUGGAGUACACCCACCUGACAGUCUCACAGGUUGUCUCCCACUCCUUACCUGUGGCCACGCCCAGCACCUCACUGUGUGGAGGGGAAGAGGCAGCUUCCACUGGCACCCGUUGCACAAAGGCUCCCCAAGAGGACAGAUCGUCGACGGCUCACCUGCGCCUGGGCACGUCUUAGAGAGCUUGUGGACAUACUAUCUUUCAUGAAGUAUAUUCAAAGGAUAUUCAUACUGGUGAUAUUUAAAUUAACAAAACAUGCAAAGCAUACUUUUGCAUAUCUUUAUUUAAUUGUGGUUUAUUAUCAAAAUUAUAUUUCUGAUAAAAUAUUUUAAUUUUGAGGUAAUCCUUACCAAAUAAGGGUUUUUAUGCUGCUAGAAAUAUAUUUUGAAAUACAUUUGAAAUUGUACUCUGCCAUUUCCAUCAUGUUAACUUUUAGUGUCGAAGUCUUACAACUUAGGGGCAUUUGCAUUCCCUGACAAAGGACUUCCUAUGGACUCCAUUCAUGUCUGCUCCUCACUAAUAGACUUGGGUUUCCCCAAUACCUGACUGUACUUCUGUGAUUAGCUCAGCUCAAAGAACUCCAGUUAGACUUCUAAUACCAAAUUCUCUUGCAAGUUAUGAAAAUAAAGUAUAUAAAAGGA
Molecule: messenger RNA, 3459 nt
Organism: Mastomys coucha (southern multimammate mouse)
Lineage: Eukaryota; Metazoa; Chordata; Mammalia; Rodentia; Muridae
Gene: Mtrr
Product: 5-methyltetrahydrofolate-homocysteine methyltransferase reductase
Exons: 15
Coding region: 605-2701 (698 amino acids)
Biological process (GO): homocysteine metabolic process
Cellular component (GO): cytosol
Molecular function (GO): FMN binding; flavin adenine dinucleotide binding; [methionine synthase] reductase (NADPH) activity
Source: RefSeq, a predicted model, not a curated record